AUGUCGAUCCUCGAGUUCAUGGGCACAGGAUACACACCAGCCGGCAUGGAUCCCACAGAAUUCUUCGUGAAUGGAGAUGAACCAUAUGUACUUGCGUCAGACUAUACGAUACUCCCGCAACCGACACAGCCGCACCUUGUCGUCCCCCAACUUACAGGUACCAUAGAAGGUGCCGCUGACCUCCUGUCAAUUUCUCCCGGGGCUGUUGCGCCAGAAGUUUUGUCAUCAAACAGCGCGCCUGCGUACAAGCCACAAGACUCGCCUGCGAGCACAACGAGCGGUUCGACACGCAAGAGAGGCAGGCUGCCGUCGCCUCCUGACCAGGACCUGGAAGAGGAAGACUCUCAGACUGUCAUUAAGCGCCAACGAAACACCAUGGCCGCUAGAAAAUACCGGCAAAAGCGCCUCGAUCGUAUUUCGGAUCUGGAGCACUCGCUGAGCGACAUGACUGACCAAAGGGACGCGCUUAAACUGCAGCUGGCGCGAAAAGAAGCAGAAGUGGACGCACUGAGAGAGAUGCUUUCACGCAAAUAA
Molecule: messenger RNA, 534 nt
Organism: Beauveria bassiana ARSEF 2860
Lineage: Eukaryota; Fungi; Ascomycota; Sordariomycetes; Hypocreales; Cordycipitaceae
Product: bZIP transcription factor, bZIP-1
Exons: 2
Coding region: 1-534 (177 amino acids)
Biological process (GO): positive regulation of cellular response to amino acid starvation
Cellular component (GO): transcription regulator complex
Molecular function (GO): DNA-binding transcription factor activity, RNA polymerase II-specific; RNA polymerase II cis-regulatory region sequence-specific DNA binding
Source: RefSeq, a predicted model, not a curated record